Molecule: messenger RNA, 1740 nt
Organism: Penicillium atrosanguineum
Lineage: Eukaryota; Fungi; Ascomycota; Eurotiomycetes; Eurotiales; Aspergillaceae
Product: fungal specific transcription factor domain-containing protein
Exons: 3
Coding region: 1-1740 (579 amino acids)
Biological process (GO): DNA-templated transcription
Cellular component (GO): nucleus
Molecular function (GO): zinc ion binding; DNA binding
Source: RefSeq, a predicted model, not a curated record
AUGGCUAUCCAUAAUCGCUCUCCCAGCUCACCUACCCCGGACAAGAUAUUCCUCGAAGCAUGCGACAUUUAUUUCCGCCAUUGUCAUAACAAGCCAUAUGGUUUCUUUAAUUCAGACCUUUUUCAUCACAAGGCCACAAGAAAUCAAGUCCCUCUGUACCUCCGGCUCGCCCUGAUCGCUACCGCGACCCGCUACUCGUCCCGAUCGCAAUGGAAAGAACGGAAACAGAGCACGAUCGACGAUUAUGCUCGUUGCGCUUGGGAGCUGAUCACAACUUCGCCAGACGCGCUGGGUGAACAUGAUGAUGUGGCUGUCAUUCAGGCUUUGGCACUGCUUGCAGUAAUUGAUGCGACUGCCGGUCGACGUCGAAGCGCGUGGGUGAAGAUUGGAAUGGCAGUGCGCAUCAGCCAGGACCUGCAGAUGAUGCUGGAGCCUAGCUCUAGACUCUGUAAGAUGGAGAGAGAAGAGCGUCGGAAUCUCUUUUGGUCUUUGUACCUCCUGGAUCGCUUCGUGUGUUGCUCAUUUCAAAGACCGCCCGCUAUAAAGGAUUCAGAUUGUCUUCUGAAUCUGCCGACAUAUCAUGGUUCGGGUAAAAAGUCAGAUUCCACUACACUGAGUGGCCUCUUGGAUGAGAAAGUUCGAGAUAUGACCUUCAAACCAGGGAUGUUUGGUAUCAGCAUCGGCCUCGCUGCCGUUCUCGGGCGAACGAUCCAGUGCAUGAUGAACGAGGAGCCCACUAAAGAAGUACCAUGGCAUCCUGUCUCAGAGUACGGUUCCAUUUACACAGAUCUCGAAUUCCUGAAGGAGCUAGCCGUCAAAAAUAAUCCUGUUCUCGCCGAGCCUGGUCAGCCUCGGUCUCAUAAUGAUAUGCCAGACGGAGACCGUGAGCAGAUCGCACAUAUGGUUCUCUCGCACACAUUGUACCAUCUCUCUCACUGCAUCCUCAGUCAUCCAUUCCUUCUGGGUAUGAAAUUGCAGUCAUCGGCACAUUCCGACAUACCCUCCGCCUGGUUAGAAGAAACACGCAGCACAUCUUUGAUACAUGCCGGAUCCUUAGUUACAGUUCUUGUUGAAGCCAAAGCUGCCGGAUACAUGCCGGUUCCUUCUGUUUACAGCUACUGCAUUUUGGUCGCGAGUACAAUUCACGCAUUGCAUCUCCACAGAGAUGACAUCUCGACAAGCCGAAGCUCAGCAGAGUACUUGAGAACGUCACUCCAUUACUUGGGUGAAAUUUCCGAAUUAUGGAGCAAUGCUCAGAUGAUGGUAAUGAUCGCCUUGCUCCUCUCUUUCGACCACUAUACUAAUGAGCUUCAGGCCAACGCAUUAAAAGCCUUUGCUUUCCAAUGUGCACGAUACAGUGACAUACUUCUCCGCAACAACCCACGAGUUGAAGAACUCACCGAAACCGAAAUGACAAUCCUCAAAUCAGUAGUAGAUUAUUGGACAAUGAUGGACCCUCAGAACCCCGUCUUUGAUCUGAUACCAUCAGACCCCGACAACUUCUCGGAUAUUUUCGAAAAAGGCCAUGGUUACUUGACUCCUCCUUCUCCUGCUUUGGUCGAUGAAAUUACACUUGGAGUAAGCAUGCCUGGUUUUAUUGUACACAAGGGACACUCCGCGAAUGUGGACCCUGAUAUUUUGGUUCGCGUUCCGCUUUCGGCGAUGUCGCCUAUUGCUUCUGACGAUGGAAGGGAGCCUGGAUGGGAUUGGGAGACUGAGUUGAAUGCUAUUCAUGAAUAA